GUAUUAGUAUUCUGUGGUAAAUAUAAAAAUAAUUUCAGAAAAUUGUAAAGAACAGAAUAAUUUGAAAAAGAUCUUAAUUUGUAAAAGUUUUUACGAAAGUUAAAAGAAUUAUGCCACAUUAUCCAUUUCAGAAUACGAACUGUAAAAACUAUUGAAAAUGAACAAUCAAACAUUUGGUAUUGGAAAAGCAACUAGACGAGGAAUAAGAAAAUGUAAUAAAUGUGGUGUCCUCAAUGGAACCAAAAGUAUGGUUUGUAAAAAUAAAGAAUGCGAUAUGAUAUUUAAAGAUUCUACUGAAAAAAAGAAAUCUAUAUCAGAUGCUAUUCAGUUGAUAACAAUGAAUAUACGUAAACUGUACUCUGUCAGAAUUUCUGAACAAGGUUUAGACAAUAGAGGAUUUGUUCAAUUGCCUUCAAUACACUCUUUGAAUCUGAGUAAUAGCAACCAGUUCAAUGAAGUGGCUCUAUGUUUUGUGGAUAAUUGCCCACGACUACUUCAAAAUUCGUUUUUGUCAAAUGCAUGCCAUUCAUGUGAACAUAUUGCUGCAUCCCUCAAAAGUCAUAGUAUUGCUUCACCAUUGCCAUUAAAGCUAGAUUCAAUUUUAAAGCUCAAAGCUGCAAAGGAAAUUCAAGAAAAAUUAUGGAUGAUAGCAAAUGAAAAUGACAUACCUUUAGUACAGAGAGUUUCUAAAAAUGUCAUGGCAAUAAAAUGUCAGGUUACACCUAAACAUCCACUUGGAUAUCUACAUUUCAUAAUUAGUAGAGACCGUAAUGAUAAAUUUGGUAAAUUUUUUUGCGACUGCUCAGAAAACGUUAAAAUUUAUAAAUGCAUACAUUAUUAUUUGUGUGUAUGUGCUUUGGCAAGUGAUCCUAAAUAUGCUCAAGAAUUCAAAGGCUUCAUUAACAUGGAAUUAGAAGAAGAACGAAUUGCAAGUAAUGUAAACAAUCCAAAACGUGAUCUUGAUUCAGGUAAAAUCCUCACAGCAAAACUUAUUAGAAAAGUCCCUAAUGUUGAAACGGUCAUCAAAAACAGCAGAAGUAAAAAAAAGAAAAAUGAAGGUAACUUCCACCCGAUUAUUCGAAGAAAAAUCUGGCCAAAAAUAUACCCCAUUCAAAUCAACAUAAUGAACGAUACAGAAAGCAAUAAUGAAGAUACAAAUCCUAUAUGGAGGUUUGAUAAUUGGCUGUCUUUUGUUGUGGAGUCAAUGAAUAAGCUUAUGACUUUUGAAAAUGCUGGUAUUUUGAACAAUUUGGUAUAUAAUAUUCCAUGGGAUUUCUAUCGGGCUUUCAGAAGUAAAAUACCUUCAAUGUAUACUGUGGAGGUUCAAUCCCCUUUGAAAUAUGAACUACUGCAUAUUAUGAACAUUAGUCAUGUCAAGGAAAUUUUUCACAGCUCUAAGGUAAAAUUGAAAGUAUCCAAGAGGUUUGUUCUGUCAGAGAAUUCAGUGUAUAUGGAAAUUGACGAGAAUAGAGAAUUAUCAGAGGAAAUCAUGCCACAUUUUAUUUACUUCUUGAAUGUUGGCCAGUUAACAGUGGAUGAUAGUGAUAAUACCAAUAAUUCUUUUACUAUUGAAUGGAUACAUAAUUUUGAUAAUGUCGGAAUUGGACAGCUGAAGUUGCAGUAUAAAUAUGGACGGAAAUGUUUGUAAAAUGAGAUAUAAAAUAAAGAAUAUUUAAUGUUAA
Harmonia axyridis is the source of this 1682-nucleotide messenger RNA. RefSeq lists its product as uncharacterized. Lineage: Eukaryota; Metazoa; Arthropoda; Insecta; Coleoptera; Coccinellidae. Gene Ontology annotation, cellular component: nucleus. The coding region runs from base 158 to 1648 and encodes 496 amino acids. The record is from RefSeq and is a predicted model, not a curated record. The transcript is spliced from 6 exons.